UUCACCAGCCCCACGAACUUUCUAUAAAAAAGAUUAAAAAUUAAUUAAUUCUUAAUUUUGUUUUUCUCAUAUAUUUUUUUGCUUCACCAACUCUUUACCAUGGCUAGGUGACCAUGGUAACGUCCUUCUCUGUCUCUAUAUAUACACAAACACCAACACACUCCGUACCCGUACAUCAUAAUUUCCCAGUUCGUCACAUUAGGAUACUUUCUGUCUCUCUACGUAUCGCCGGACAAUGCCCGUCGGCGUCUCUCCUCCGGUCGGAAAAACCGUAUGCGUCACCGGGGCCGGCGGAUAUAUCGCCUCUUGGAUCGUCAAAUUGCUCCUGGAGCGAGGUUACGUCGUCAGAGGAACCGUACGCAACCCAGAUGAUCCGAAGAACAGCCAUUUGAGAGAGCUCGAAGGAGCGAAGGAGAGGCUGAUCCUGUGCAGAGCGGAUCUGGAGGACUACGGUGCUCUCAAGGAGGCGAUCGAAGGCUGCGAUGGCGUCUUCCACACUGCUUCUCCCAUCACCGACGAUCCCGAAAAAAUGUUGGAGCCGGCAGUGAACGGAGCCAAGUACGUCGUCAGAGCGGCUGCCGAAGCCAAGGUCAAGCGUGUGGUCACCACCUCCUCCAUCGCAGCCGUCCACGUGGACCCGAACCGUGACCCUGAUGCCGUUGUGGACGAAAAUUGUUGGAGUGAUCUUGACUUCUGCAAGAGCGCUAAGAACUGGUAUCGUUAUGGGAAGACGGUGGCAGAGCGGGCGGCAUGGGAGGAGGCAAAGGAGAAAGGCGUGGACCUCGUGGUGCUGAACCCGGUGCUGGUCCACGGGCCACCGCUUCAGCCCACGGUUAACGCCAGUCUCUUUCAUAUCCUCAAGUACCUAACCGGCUCAGCCAAGACAUAUGCCAACUCGACCCAAGCUUACGUGGACGUCCGAGACGUGGCCUUGGCCCACAUUCUAGUAUUCGAGGCCCCCUCGGCUUCGGGCCGUUACAUCCUGGCCGAGAGCGCGCUUCACCAAGGGGAGGUCGUUGAGAUACUGGCCAAGUAUUUCCCUGAGUAUCCGCUUCCGACCAACGGUGAAGCUACCAUGUGCCAGGUGCUCGGACGAGAAGAAUCCGAGGGCGAAGCCGUACAAGUUCACGAACCAGAAGAUCAAAGACUUGGGAAUGGAGUUCACACCGAUCAAGCAAUGCUUCUACGACACUGUCAAGAGCUUGCAGGAGAAGGGACACCUUCCACCUCCCCAGCAAUCCAACCAAGACGCCGUUAAAAUCGAGUCUUCUUAGCCUUUAGAAGCUGAUAUCCUGAAACAUCCUUAGCAUUAUACAAUAUAUAUGCAAGGUUGUUUUAAUGUCAACGUUCUGAAACGUAUGCUUUAUGCAUCCGUACAAUCUAUGGUCAUGCGCCUGAAUCUGCGAAAUAAGCUUAGCAAAGUAUCGUAUGGAUAUCUGUUUAGGGGCAUGAUGAACCGUCCAACCUGCAACUCUCGUCUAUGUUUCAGAUCAUUCUUGUCGAGUUUUGGAAACUGAAGUACCUGUCUUUGUUUGUCUCUUAAUUAGGAUUAACUCGGCACAGUAACUCAGAACCUGCAACUCGACUCGGCAAACUUCAUGAAUGUUUGCAAUGUUGACGUCAGAAAAUGAUGAAUGCGAGUAAUUGACGUUGAUUGGUUGAGUUGUUUUUAAUAGCGAUUCCAAAUUGUUGUGGUUCAAGACUGAUUUUGUAAAUUAGG
Messenger RNA from Tarenaya hassleriana, 1720 nucleotides. Its product is annotated as cinnamoyl-CoA reductase 1-like. Gene Ontology annotation, molecular function: oxidoreductase activity, acting on the CH-OH group of donors, NAD or NADP as acceptor. The coding region runs from base 236 to 1258 and encodes 340 amino acids. The transcript has 5 exons. The record is from RefSeq and is a predicted model, not a curated record. Lineage: Eukaryota; Viridiplantae; Streptophyta; Magnoliopsida; Brassicales; Cleomaceae.